AUGGGUACACGGUACACCGCGGCCCGCCCGUGGAACGCAGCCUUCGCGGCAGCAACCAAGGAGCAGGACUUCUGGACCAAAGAGCUCGUCACCCCAGCCACCUUGUGGUUGUCACAGAACAGGUCGGGAACCUCACGUUCAAGUGGUGGAGAUGGCUCACAUCAAGAAGGACCUCCUCUCAAGAAGCAGAAGGCCACCCGAGCAAAGAGACGCUAUGAAGGCGACGACCUCUCAAAGAAGGACGGAGAUAUCUACACCCACAACAGAAAGGGGGUAGAAAUCUGCCGAGAUUGGAACAGAGGCAAGUGCGGCAAGCCCGCGGCCCAGAGCAAAUGCGACCGCAAGAGAUCCCAUCAGUGCAAUUUGUGCUUGGGAGCGCAUCAGGCCUCCGCAUGCCCUGGGCCCAAGGCAAGCCUUGUUAGUCGCGUUCCGCCUGUGGCUGCCCUCCAUAGCCUUCGGAGCGACCUUCAGGGCCAAGGAAUUGCGAAAUCUGCGCAACUCAACGUGCUGGCCCGGGAAUUUGCCUUAGACCAAGCGCUCAGAUGCUACAAGGUCGCGGGACUAACGCACAUUCCUGGCAUCACCAAUGUGCAGGCAGAUGCCCUGAAUGCGCUACUAGCCGAAGUUAUGGCGUCAACCUCUGCUGCGCCCACCGAGUCCAGAAAGAGGCUUUGGGUUCAGCUUAGCGACAAAGCGGGCUACCCAGACCAUUUCCAGCUGACGCCCGCGCGUAUCAGGACAGUGAUGGCGGCCCUCAAGCUCGGAGGUUAUCGCUCAGCCGUCCAGCACAUGGAACCGAUGGCUACUUCAGGUCCGACGUCCCCAGCCCGGUCCACGAUCAUCUCGUCAUGGUGGAUGCUCCGCGAACUCGAGGCCUCCAGGGCUAAGAUUGAGCACCUGACAUUUGAUCAUGUCAACAAGACUGUGACCCUACCGGUCACCUUUCGGAACGGUGCUCGAGCCUUCACCGGCCACUCAGCCCGAGCCACCGGCGCACAGUUAUGGCAAUCAAAGGAAUCGAACUUUGGAGAACCCAAAUAUUUGGGCGAUGGGGCUCAGCUUGUACUCCGCUACCUGCGAGAAGCGCCAGUUGAGCAGCUUGGGCAGCUGGCAGUCGAAGCAGGCCACACCGACAGCCUAGCGCGAGCACGAAAAGAGCUCGAAGAGCUCAUUGCGAAGGGACAAGCCUUCUUGAACGUCCAGCAGAUUGCCGUGCCCGAUCCGGACUGGCUACAAGAUUGCGAGGGCUCUUCAUCCCAGACUGGGGCUCCGAUCCCCGCCGGUGCAGCCCCGCCGCGUGACUUUUCAGCACGCCUGGUGCUCAAUCUCCUGGGGGCAAGUUGCAUCGUUGCGUGA
Molecule: messenger RNA, 1356 nt
Organism: Symbiodinium natans
Lineage: Eukaryota; Dinophyceae; Suessiales; Symbiodiniaceae
Source: the annotation of a GenBank genome assembly